GAGAAGGAACCGAAAGCUCAGGGCCUAACCACUGGCCAAAAUGGGGUGCCGGAGGCGGUGAGGGGUGUGCCGGGACGCGUGCCGAGGGGUUUAGCUCUCCACUGGGCGCCUGGGCGGCUACUCUCCUCGGCAAAGCAUGGCCCGGCAGGAGACCUAUGGCAACUGGUUGGGUCCCCCGCUGGCACCCGCCAAGCGGCUGGUGAGACAAGCAGGAAUUUACUCCGUUGCUGGGAAAAUGACACCCGUGGGUGACUUCAGACCAGCAUCCCCAGACAGCUUCGAGGACGAUUAUGACGACGUGUCCCUGUCGGAGAUGGAUCGUGGCCACAAGACACCGGUGACUGAUGAAGAUCUGCAGAGCCAGAGGAGCAAAGGAGGGACAGGGGUUUACAUCCUUGCGGGGAAACCGGCAUCUCCAAAUCCUUCCCAAAAAGGUCAUUCGGACCCCAGAGGUGGCAGGGGACGGAGCCGCAGGGUGACGUCAGUGGCCAUCCUCUACGUCCUGGUAGCGCUGAGCUUUGCCGCGUGGGUGCUGCUUUUCGCACUGGCCAUGGUGAAGCAGAUGGAAAUCAUGGCGGAAUUAAAGCUCUUGAGGUCAAACUACUCAGAGAAUCAAGCCAACGUGCGGCAGGAGCUGUCGGAGACGCAACGGGAACAGACGCGGAUGCGGACCGGGAUGCACAAAUACUACGAGGAAUUGCAGGACAUCGCAGCGCUGAUCUGCAGAUCCGUCCUGGACAACAAGAAGUGCUCGGCCGGCUGGAAGAUCUUUGAGAAAAGCUGCUACUCCUUCUCGACAGAGACGAUGAGUUGGCUGGAUGCAAAGGAGAUCUGCGCCGACCAAGGCGCUCACCUGGUCAUCAUCAACUCGGAGCAGGAGCAGAAGUUCCUGAAGGACAAUAUUAACAGCAGCAGCACGUACUGGCUGGGAGUGACGGAUCAGUUGGAGGAAGGCACCUGGGUCUGGACUAACGGCGAACAUACAAGUAUUAGCUACUGGAACACGUGGACGGAGAACAAAGACAAGGACCAGAAGGACUGCGGCAGCAUCGGACCCGGCGGCAUCUGGAACGACGACAGAUGCUCCCACACCAACCACUGGAUUUGCGAAAAGUCCUGGAACUGCUGACUUCAGCAUUAUUUUUUCCCAUUUCCAGACAAUUUUCAGUGCACCCAUAAAAAAAAAAAAGUACAUUUCAAACUUCCCAUGCAGGAGCUGGAUGAAUUUAUGCGGCUCCAGGGGGGGAGCCAGAGGCUGCACGCUCCCGUUUUUUUGCCUAUUAAUGAUGUGCAAAUCCCUAAAAAUCAGUAGAAUCCCUGUGAACCCCAACCUUGCAAGCCUGACCUACAACCUAUGAAAAAAAGGGAUUUUUCAGUUAAAAAUAAUCACUGUAAAAAGGUUAAAAAUCCACUCAACAGUGCAAAACCAGUCCCAUUCCUCAGCGCCGCUGAAUUUCUCCUUUCCCCCCCCAGCUCUGCUGCCAUGUCGCGGUUUCUGCUUAACUCUCAGAAAAGACAAUUUCAGUAAAAUCUUCGUCUUUUUCCCAUUUUCCAAAUAUUUUUUUCCAUAUUUAUCCUUCUCUCCCCCAAACGCCAGCCCCCGUCUGUGCCCCACAGCCAAAAACCCCUCCAAAUCCCAAUUCUGCUCAUUUAUACAUUUCUUAAUUCAGCACACCACCACCCAAUAAAUUUUUUUUUCCCCCUAAGAAACGCAGCACGCGCCGUUUGGUCUUUUUUUGCCCCAAAUAAAUUAAACAGCCCCACCAGACUCAUCCUGGUGCCUGAAAAUUUCUGGAAUCAAAGGAAUCCCGUUAAAAUGGUGGUGUGACAUUAA
This is a messenger RNA of Harpia harpyja (harpy eagle), 1834 nucleotides long. RefSeq names its product C-type lectin domain family 17, member A-like. The transcript has 10 exons. The record is from RefSeq and is a predicted model, not a curated record. Lineage: Eukaryota; Metazoa; Chordata; Aves; Accipitriformes; Accipitridae. The coding region runs from base 137 to 1129 and encodes 330 amino acids.